Messenger RNA from Ziziphus jujuba (common jujube), 646 nucleotides. RefSeq names its product protein CYSTEINE-RICH TRANSMEMBRANE MODULE 11-like. The coding region runs from base 194 to 418 and encodes 74 amino acids. The transcript has 4 exons. The record is from RefSeq and is a predicted model, not a curated record. Lineage: Eukaryota; Viridiplantae; Streptophyta; Magnoliopsida; Rosales; Rhamnaceae. Gene Ontology annotation, cellular component: plasma membrane.
AGAAAAAAGCGAGCGAGACAGGUAUGUUUAAAGUGUGGAAAUAAGAAAGGGAAAGAAAAAAGAGUCUUUACCAAAAGCCAAAAUAAAGUCAACUUUAAACGCGGUGAUCGAUAUUGUAUAAGUGAAGAAGAAAUUAUUGUGACUAAAAAGCUUAGCUUUGUGCCUUCUUGUUUGUUUAAGCUGAUCAAAAAUCAUGAGCGACCCGAAGUAUGGCUAUCCUUAUUCUGCUCAAGGUUCUGCCUAUCCUUACCCUGCUCAAGGUUAUUAUCAAGGUCCUCCAGUAGUGGCUCCUCCACAGUAUGCUGCUCCACCGCCGAGAAGAGAACCGGGAUUUCUUGAGGGAUGCCUAGCGGCCUUGUGUUGCUGUUGCCUUAUUGACGAGUGUUGCUGUGACCCCUCCAUCCUAUUCAUCAUCUAAUAAUUCCUGUAAAUUUUUCCAUUUCUAUCUUAUUUGGAUAUUAAAUUUCUCCAUUUCUAUCUUAUUUGGAUAUUUAUAUUUAUACAUGGUUCUUGUGCUUUCUAGCUUUGUUAUUGUUGUUGAACCAUUGUACCAUUUCAUAGUGUUUUUGUAUUAGACUCUUAUUCUCUAUUCCCAUUUUGUUGUUCUUGUGCUCUUUUUAAUUUUACCUCCAUUAAUUUGUCAAUA